This is a messenger RNA of Ostreococcus lucimarinus CCE9901, 984 nucleotides long. RefSeq lists its product with no specific name. The coding region runs from base 1 to 984 and encodes 327 amino acids. The record is from RefSeq and is a predicted model, not a curated record. Lineage: Eukaryota; Viridiplantae; Chlorophyta; Mamiellophyceae; Mamiellales; Bathycoccaceae. The transcript has a single exon.
AUGACGCCGGAGGGGUACGAACGCCGAACGACGCAUCGCACGCCGACGACGCGACGCGACGACGACGACGACGGAUGGUUCGCGUCGCGGACGACGACGCGUGAGAAACGCCGCGACGGCGACGCGCUCCAGCGCGCGGCGCUGGACAGCGCGUGGGGCGGGGCGAGAGGGAAGACGCGACGCGCGCGCGACGACGGGUCGCCGAGCAAGACGCGAAGCCGCGGAGGCGCGACGGCGACGCCGGAGGUCGCGCUGGGCGCGGUGGACGACGCGAUCGACGCGAUGAUCGUGAAAUCGAUCGGGGCGACGUCGGCGGCGGUGUCGGCGCUGACGCGAGGGGCGAGUUAUCUGGGGGAGGUGUUCGACCGCGCGGCGGAUUCGUGGGACGCGAACGACGGGAAGAAGGACGACGACGAGGGAUGGACGAGAACGAAGUUUACGACGACGAACGCGAGAGCGCCGACGGGGAAAGAAAACGUACCCGUAACGCCGCGAGCGAUGACGUUCGGGACGCGGGACGACGAUUCGAGCGCGUUGGAGAUGGAGGCGUUGCGGCGAGAGGUCGCCGCGGCGAAGGCGCGCGAGCGGGAGACGACGCGCCUCGCGGAGGAAUUGAAGCGUCAAAACUUGGCUCUUCAGAAACGACAAGUCGCGCGCGAGGCGAAAGCGAGUCCGGAGAUGGUGGCGCUCGUCGAUCAGCUUCGCGCGCAGGUGGAGGCGUUGAUGAGUGAAAAGUCUUCCCUGACGCACGAGAACAAACGGUUGCAGCGCGAAAACAGAGACUUGCACGCGUUCAUCCGGACGAGCGACGGCGACGAGGACGACGGCGACGAGUCCACCGAUGCGUCGAGCGAUCUUGGUAACUUAUCUCCAGAGGAGGUUGAAAAACUCGAGCGCGAGAUCGCGGAGAUGGAGGCGUCUCUGGAAAACUCGACCCUCGAUUACGCGGCGCAAAAUUCGUCCAUGGAAUCGGAGAGCGCGUAG